CUGCGAAGUAUGUCCGGUCAUCGGACACUUUUAAGUUGCAAGUUUCGACAUAAGCUAGCCAGUGACGAUCUUGAUUUACGAAUCGAUCGACUAUAAAUGUCGUUAUCUUGCACUAACCAUAAUUUUCCCACUCUUGCACUAAUACAACCACCACGAUGCUCGGGGGAAGUCUGCGUCGUCAAUUUGUCUGUCGAAGUCGAGCGUCGAUCGGUCGCUCGUUUUCUAGUACUCCCGCCGUCAGAGCAGAUUUCACUCAUGUUGUUGUUGGUGGCGGCGUGAUCGGCCUCGCCGUGUCCCAGCGUCUCGCGGCCAGCCAUCCCGACAGCACGACGCUGCUCCUGGAGAGGCACGGCCAGGUCGGCACCGAGACCUCCAGCCGCAACAGCGAGGUCAUCCACGCAGGCCUGUACUACGGCGCCGGGUCGCUGAAGACCAAGCUCUGCGUCCGCGGCAAGGAGCAACUCUACGAUUUCUGCGAGAGGCACGCCGUGCCCCACCGCCGCACGGGCAAGUGGAUCGUCGCGCAGACGGACGGCGAGCGCGAGGCGCUGGAGAAGCUGCAUCUGUUCGCGAGGGACGAGAUUCAUGUCCCCACGCGCUGGGUGGGCGAGGACGAGGCCAGGAGGGAGGACCCCGAGGUCACGGCCAAGACGGGCAUUUUGGAGAGCGUCACGUCGGGUAUCGUGGAUUCACACUCCUUGAUGCUGACACUGCAUGGGUUGUUCGAAGACCAAGGUGGAGUCACCGCCCUCAACUCGACACUGUCUGCCAUCGAGCCUCUCGGUGGCGGCGGCGGUGACUUACCGGGCAGCGGGGGUUGGCGUAUCACGGUGAAAGAUACAGAGACGGGCGAGGAGAGCAGCAUCGAAACCGAGACGCUAAUUAACUGUGCUGGACUGGGUGCGGCCGAUGUGCACAACAUGAUCGCGCCGCCAGAACGGCGCAUGAAGCUAUACUAUGCAAAGGGAAACUACUUUUCCUACGCCUCCUCGCAUCCUAAGGUCAAACGCCUCAUUUAUCCCAUGACGAUGCCUGGCAUGGGCGGACUAGGCACACAUUUGACGCUUGACAUGGCUGGGCGAAUUCGGUUCGGACCUGACGUGGAAUGGGUGGACGACGCUUCAGAUCUCCAGGUCAACGAUGCAAGACUACCGCUUGCGAUUUCUGAAAUCCAUAGGUACCUCCCCGGAGUGGAUACGAGUGUACUGGCCGCAGACUACGCAGGCAUAAGACCGAAGUUGGGGAAAUCUGGUGCUGUGGGCCAAGGAAAGGGCUUUCUAGAUUUUUAUAUCAAGAAAGAGGAUGGGUAUGAAGGUUGGGUCAACUUGUUGGGAAUGGAGAGCCCGGGGUUGACGAGCUGCUUGGCCAUUGCCGACCUGGUUGAGGGAAUGAUGUAUGGAGGUCAAGAGGCUCAGUAGGACUAGAGUAUGUGGGAGAAGCAGAAGGUCGUUGAUUACUCUUUAGGGAGACGUAUAUCUCAAGGUGCAUGAGGGCUUAAUGAUUCGUAUGUGAAGAUAACAUACAUCUCUGUCAAUCGAGUCAAGCGGACCAGUGCGUCUGCUUGAUACUACAGGGGUUCUCUGUAAGCAACGGGAAAAUAUAUGGCCAAUUGAUGGCAUAUUUACUGGGACGUCGUGUCAGUAUAUGGCAUAUUUUUCUAUGGCUGGUGAAGAUGUAACUAAACAAGCGAGACAAACAUUCACAGUUGUAAGGCUCGGGACAAACGGUCUCAGCCCGGCUCA
Truncatella angustata is the source of this 1742-nucleotide messenger RNA. Its product is annotated as FAD dependent oxidoreductase. Bases 156 to 1418 code for a protein of 420 amino acids. The record is from RefSeq and is a predicted model, not a curated record. NCBI's taxonomy places the organism in Eukaryota, Fungi, Ascomycota, Sordariomycetes, Amphisphaeriales, Sporocadaceae. Gene Ontology annotation, cellular component: mitochondrion. Gene Ontology annotation, molecular function: (S)-2-hydroxy-acid oxidase activity; (S)-2-hydroxyglutarate dehydrogenase activity. The transcript is spliced from 2 exons.